This is a messenger RNA of Mixia osmundae IAM 14324, 1881 nucleotides long. RefSeq lists its product as uncharacterized. Gene Ontology annotation, biological process: GPI anchor biosynthetic process. The transcript has 8 exons. The record is from RefSeq and is a predicted model, not a curated record. The coding region runs from base 1 to 1881 and encodes 626 amino acids. NCBI's taxonomy places the organism in Eukaryota, Fungi, Basidiomycota, Mixiomycetes, Mixiales, Mixiaceae. Gene Ontology annotation, cellular component: endoplasmic reticulum.
AUGACGGUCACUGUCCCUCCUUCGACAAAGCGCAACAACGCAACCUUGUUGGCAGAUGAAGCCAACGGUCUGCCUUUGCGCCAGCUCACCACGCCUGAUGCAACGCGAAGGGGCAAGGUGCCGAUACAGCUCAAGGAUACAGUCAUCAGUUCGGAUUCGCUGAGGCGAACACGGCCACGAUGGCGAACGCCUGAGUAUAUACUCUACAGCGUCAUCGUCACUGCUGCCGUCUUACAAAUGACGCGAGUCGCCAUGCGUCUCAGCCGGCCGGAGCAUCCGAAUUAUGCAAAGUAUGCUGGGCGGCUUUCGCCAGGCUGGAUGACAGAACGCGUCGACAAUUCUGAUCAUCAGUACUCUACUUUUCGCAACUCUUUCGCGGCUCUGGUCGUGCUGGCUGUCAUAUGGGGCGUCGCAUCCCGAUUAUUCGCAAGAAGACAGCUCGCCAGAAUGCGCUCCUCUGCUUCUCGCCUUUCCGCGCCAGAUCGGCUGCCCUUUCUCCUACCGGCCACCGCAGCCUUUCUCCUGCUCUUUCACGGCUUCUCUGUCCUCUUUCUCGCCAUCCUCGUCACCACCAAUUACCUUGUGGCCACGCGAACGGCAAAGAGCAAGUUCGGCGUCGUUGCAGUCUGGGGCUUCAAUAUCGGUACCCUCUUCCUCAACGACAUGUAUGGGGGCUACAAAUUUGCGUCUCUGCAUACCUCGCUCGCUUGGAUGGACUCCAACGUAGCGAGAGGCUUGGUACCGAGGUGGCAGCUGCACCAUAACAUCACUAUGCUCAGACUUGUUUCCUUUUCGCUAGAUUAUCGCUGGGCCAUCUCUGCCUAUCGACGAGACGAGACUGGCGCUGCAAAUGGCACUGCCAAACUAUCAGGCAUCAGUUCCGUUGCAACAUCGCAUGCGCCGGCAGAGUACAACUUUUAUCAUUAUCUCGCCUAUGCGUUCUAUCCGCCUCUGUACAUCGCAGGACCGAUCAUGACGUAUAACGACUUUGUGGCUCAGCUCAAGCUACCACCGAAGCUGCCAAGGAGGGAAACCAUAUCAUACGCAGUCCGCUUUGCCGUGUCCCUGCUCACCAUGGAAUGGGUCUUGCAUAACAUCUAUGUCGUCGCCAUCAAGUCGGAAGAAGGCGGAUGGGCAGGCGAUACCCCAUUCGAAGUCAGCAUGAUUGGCUUCUGGAACCUCAUCAUCGUUUGGCUAAAGCUUUUACUGCCUUGGCGGUUCUUCCGGCUAUGGGCCCUGACGGACGGCAUCGAUCCGCCCGAGAACAUGGUGAGAUGCAUGGCCAACAACUACUCCACACUCGGUUUCUGGCGCAGCUGGCACCGAAGCUUCAAUCUCUGGAUCAUCAGCAGAUACAUCUACAUACCCAUCGGCGGCAAUAAGAACAUGAUACCCGCAACCUUGCUCGUCUUUACGUUUGUCGCAAUGUGGCACGAUCUCUCGCUUCAGCUUCUCACUUGGGGCUGGGUCGUCGCUCUCUUCAUUCUCCCAGAAGUGCUCGCUAAACGCGCCGUGCCUGAGCGCAAAUACGAAAGUAAGUGGUGGUAUCGGCAUGUCGCAGCGGCCGGCGGCGUAGCCAAUAUCCUCAUGAUGAUGACCGCUAACCUCAUCGGAUUUGCGAUCGGCGUUGACGGCAUCAAAUACCUCGGCAGCCAGGUAUUCGGGACCUUUUCAGGCAGGUCCUCGACGUGCUCCUCAGCCAGGUUGCUAAAUCGCUUUGCAGGCUACAAGUUUCUUGCGUUGGCGUGCAUCGCGCUCUAUUCUGCCACCCACUUGAUGUUCGAGUAUAGGCGAGUACCGGUCGAUAUGAACUGGUCGAAGCUGACCAGCCAAUUCUGCAGAGCCGAGGAGGUGCGACGAGGCAUCGUCAGGAAAUGCUAA